UAUCGGCUUCGGUAGCGUGUGUAGACGAUUCGUAGAUCUAUUUCUGCUACAACGACUAAUCCAUCAUUUCGUUCUAAUUUGGUCUGACAAUUGUCAAAAGCCCGGUUACGAACGCAAAUUUUAGCAAAGUAUUGAUUUUUAGCUGGAAUUCUACCACUAUGGCGGCUAAAGAUGUAAAAUCAUUUUUCUAUGAGUGGUGCCAAAAAAAUAGCUUGUCUCCUGCAUUUGAAGUACGACCCACGGGUCCAAAACAGCGGCAGCGUUUCUUGUGUGAAGUGCGUGUACCAACAAUAUCUUACGUAGGUGCAGGUAACUCUACGAACAAGAAAGAUUCGGAACGAAAUGCCGCCAAAGAUUUUCUAAACUAUCUCGUUCGAGUUGGCAAAGUCGCUGCGUCGGAAGUCCCUACGGAUGCUGAAGGAGCGGCUGCAGCCGCACCAGCGGGUGAUUCAGCUGCAUCAUCGGGUGGACCACCUUCGUUGAUGGGUAUAAAUCCGGCCAACGUGUUCCAGGGUGGUCUUGGGCCGUCCGAUCUGGGUCAGGCGUAUCGGCCGUACGUGCGCGAGGGCGGAAAUGAAUACAUUCCUUCGAAGGAGGAGCUGGCCGAGCAGGCAGCUAAUAUGGAAUCCGCCGAAUCGUUGGAUGUUAACGCCGGUAUUCACGGAAAUUGGACCAUAGAGAAUGCCAAGGCCAAGCUAAACCACUGGCUGCAGCUGAACAAAUUGAAUCCGGAGUACAAGUAUACUGCCGUCGGACCGGAUCAUGCCAGGAGUUUCAUGGCCGAGAUGACAAUUUAUGUGAAGCAGUUGCGUCGAUCUAUAACUGGGCGUGAGUCCGGCUCGAACAAGCAGUCGGCUAGCAAAUCUUGCGCCCUUUCACUCGUCCGCCAGAUGUUCCAUUUAGGUGUUAUUGAAGCCUAUAGUGGUAACAUCAAGUCUGCCAAGAGUCAGGAACAAAUGAAACCAUUCCCAGUGCGUAUCUCAGCCGACCUGGAGAAACGGAUUGAAGAAUGCUUGCAAGAAGUUGAAAUUCAACCUGUUCAGGUGUACAAGAACGAUAAUAGUGAACCGAUCAGUCUGUUGCAUCCGGCCGAUGAGGUCCAUUUUAAACCUCAGACUAUAAACUUGAAGCAAAUCGCUUCGGUGAUUCCAUGGUCUCCUCCGCAGCCAAAUUGGAACCCGUGGAUAGCCUGUAACAUCGAUGAGGGAUAUCUGGCUACCGCUACCUUGGAUCAGCUUAGUAACGAUUUGCUAACUGCUUCCCGGGAACGUAUCCAGCAGGACCAGGAACUCCAGGAACGUAUGCGGGAGAGGGAAACGCUUCCAAUUGCGAAGGUGCGAGGACGGAUUAUGGAAGCGAUUAACGAAAAUCCGGUGGUACUGAUUCGUGGCAACACUGGUUGCGGAAAAACGACUCAGAUUGCUCAGUUCAUUCUGGAGGAUUACAUAAAUUCGGGCCAGGGUGCCCUUUGCAAUAUCUGCGUGACGCAACCCAGACGUAUUAGCGCCAUUAGUGUGUCCGAGCGAAUUGCCAAUGAACGUUGUGAGAAUGUAGGAGAAGCAGUUGGAUAUUCGGUACGUUUCGAGUCCGCUUUGCCUCGACCGUUUGGCUCGAUUAUGUUCUGUACUAUUGGAGUCUUGUUGAGGAAAUUGGAAGCUGGAUUGCGCGGUGUAUCGCACGUUAUUGUAGAUGAAAUUCACGAGCGAGACGUAAAUAGUGAUUUCAUUUUGGUCGUUCUUCGUGAUAUGUUGCAUACUUAUCCGGAUCUUCGUGUAAUCCUUAUGUCUGCCACGAUCGAUACAACUCUGUUUUCAGAGUACUUUGGAAAUUGUCCCUGCAUUGAGGUGGAAGGACGCGCGUUCCCGGUAGAGCAAUUUUUCCUGGAGGACUGCAUCCAGAUGUUGAACUUUGUUCCUCCAACCGAUAACAAAAAGCGCAAACGAGGAGGUAAAGAUGAUGAUGAGGAGGCCGGUGAAGGAGAUGCAACGAUUAAGUUGACUGGUGAAACAGACACUUCUAAUCUGAAUCAAGUCAUCGACGAGAGACGUUAUUCUAUUCAAACGAAAAACGCUAUGGCACGAAUGUCCGAAUCCGAAGUUUCAUUCGAGUUAAUUGAAGGAUUGCUUAACUACAUUGAUAACCAAAAUGUCCCCGGAGCUGUGUUGGUAUUCUUACCCGGAUGGAACCUUAUAUUUGCUCUCAUGAAGUAUCUUCAAACUAAACCACAGUUCAGUGGUUCUAAGUGCAUCAUUCUACCGCUGCAUUCACAGCUUCCAAGAGAAGAUCAGCGCAAGGUAUUUGCUCAUUACGGCGACACGCGCAAAGUGAUUUUGGCGACAAAUAUCGCCGAAACUUCGAUCACGAUUGAUGACAUCGUGUACGUAAUCGACGUUUGCAAGGCUCGUAUGAAGUUGUUCACAUCGCAUAAUAACAUGACAAGCUAUGCAACUGUUUGGGCAGCUCGCACAAAUCUGGAACAAAGAAAGGGCCGAGCUGGUCGUGUACGACCGGGUAAAUGCUUCACUCUUUGCUCACGGGCUCGGUUCGAAAAGCUGGACGAGCACAUGACUCCGGAAAUGUUCCGUACUCCGCUGCACGAACUGGCUCUCAGCAUUAAGCUGCUUCGGCUUGGCUCGAUCGGACAGUUUCUAUCGAAAGCCAUCGAACCACCGCCACUGGAUGCGGUUAUCGAGGCAGAAGUUAUGCUGAAGGAAAUGAAAUGCCUAGACGCUGCCGAGGAACUUACACCAUUCGGCAGAAUAUUGGCCCGUUUACCGAUUGAACCGAAGCUGGGCAAAAUGAUGAUACUGAGUACGCUGUUCGGGGUUUGCGAUCCCAUUGCAACGCUGGCUGCAUUUUCCGGAACAUUUUCGGAAAUUUUCCAGCUCGAUAUUGGACAACGUCGGUUGAUGACCCAUCAAAAGGCGCUCAGCGGCAAACGUAAUUCAGAUUAUGUCGCCUUGCUAACUGCUUACAGGAUGUGGAAUGAAAAGCGUCGUCGCGGAGAAGAAGCAGAAAUUCAAUUUUGCGAAUGGAAAGGUCUGCAAUUGCCGACACUGCGCGUCAUUUCCGAAGCCAAGCGUCAGCUGCUGGAGCUGCUCUCGCAAGCGGGAUUUCCCGAAGAAUCCAUGAUUGAGAUGGGUUUCAACCCGGAAGACGAUGAUCCACGUUUGGAUACGGUUCUGUCGCUGCUCUGCGUUGGUUUGUAUCCCAACGUUUGUGCCCACAAAGAGAAACGUAAAGUGCUGACUACAGAAUCGAAGGCUGCGCUGAUUCAUAAGACAUCGGUAAACUGUAGCAAUCUGCAGGUGACAUUCCCGUAUCCGUUCUUUGUGUUUGGAGAGAAAAUCCGUACAAGAACCGUUGCCUGCAAGUCGAUGUCAAUGGUUUCUCCGGUUCAUCUGCUAUUGUUUGGCUGCAAGAAGGUCGAAUGGGUUGAUAAUGUAGUUCGCAUCGACAAUUGGAUAAAUUAUGAAAUGGAACCACGUCAAGCUGCUUUGAUAGUAACACUGCGUCCGGUGUUGCAAGACUUGAUCAUAAGAAUAUCCGAGAAUCCGGAGGAGGUUAAUCAACUGGAAGAAAAGUAUCAGCAUCUGUUGGAUGUUGUCAAGGAUCUGUGUGUGUUUAAUGCCGGUGAUUUCCAAAUAAAGCGAGAAACUGGUUUGACGCCGUUGGAUCAAGCUCGUGCCAAUUCCAAAUUCCCACGUACGGAUAACGGAGGAGGAAACCGUUUCGGUGGUGGACGUGGUGGCGGUUUCAACAGUGGAGGUGGUGGUGGCUACAGCCGUGGUGGUGGUAGUUACAACAGUGGUGGCGGCAGCUUUAACAACGGUAAUGGCAGCGGCUUUGGACAGGGUGGCUACGGCGGCAACCGCAGCGGAUACGGCGGUAGAGGCGGCUACGGUGGUGGUCGAGGAGGAGGAGGACGACGUUGGUAAGAUAAAUGUUUCUUACCCUUUGAUUGCUGAAUAACAUAACAAAAUCUAUUAGAUAUAAGUAUCUAAACUUUCUCUAUAUGACUACUAUUGUUGUUUGUACUGAUUGACAAAACAAAAUAAAUUAGAAA
Messenger RNA from Sabethes cyaneus, 4066 nucleotides. RefSeq names its product dosage compensation regulator (gene mle). Lineage: Eukaryota; Metazoa; Arthropoda; Insecta; Diptera; Culicidae. The coding region runs from base 159 to 3938 and encodes 1259 amino acids. The record is from RefSeq and is a predicted model, not a curated record. Gene Ontology annotation, molecular function: 3'-5' DNA helicase activity; double-stranded RNA binding; ATP binding. Gene Ontology annotation, biological process: positive regulation of transcription by RNA polymerase II; regulation of mRNA processing. The transcript has 7 exons. Gene Ontology annotation, cellular component: ribonucleoprotein complex; nucleolus; intracellular anatomical structure.